Molecule: messenger RNA, 1527 nt
Organism: Pleurotus ostreatus (oyster mushroom)
Lineage: Eukaryota; Fungi; Basidiomycota; Agaricomycetes; Agaricales; Pleurotaceae
Exons: 13
Coding region: 1-1527 (508 amino acids)
Molecular function (GO): iron ion binding; oxidoreductase activity, acting on paired donors, with incorporation or reduction of molecular oxygen; heme binding
Source: RefSeq, a predicted model, not a curated record
AUGAUUCUCGUGGCACUUCUUCUGCUGCUCCCUAUCGUCGUCUUUGCGUGGCGCUGGCGGAAGAUUGGCCAUCGAGAACGGUUUCUUCCUCCGGGGCCUCCGACGAGGUUCCUGCUAGGAAAUGCGCCGGAUAUUCCAAGGACUUUGCCCUUUGUCCAACUCUCGCGAUGGGCAGCGGAGUAUGGGGAACUAGUGUCGGUCAAGAUUUUGAACCAGACCAUGAUCGUCGUGAAUAGUGGACCCGCAGUGAAGGAGAUCAUGGAUAAGCAAGGUGUCUUCAGCGGAAAUCGCCCCCAGGCGUACCUGAUCAAACGCGCGGAGGGCGAAUACCCCAUAUUCUCUAACUUGGACGAGCGCAUUUUCAAGGGCAGCCGACGAGCUUAUCACACGUUCCUAACCAGCGAAGCUAUCGCGAGUUACUUGCCGAUGCAACAGGUAGAGUACGCAAGGCUCAUGCACGAUAUCGCGAGGUCUCCCGAGGACUUCAUUCCCCACAUCAAGCGUAUGUCUACUUCGAUCAUGGUUACCCUCCUCUACGGCAAACCGGUGUCAGACUUUGGGGAUAAUAAGCAUUUGUUAUACUUCGAUGCUAUGAAGAAGUUCACCGAGUUGACUGAUCCAUGGGCCCAUCCGCCUCUGGACAUCAUGCCCAUUCUCAAACACGUUCCUGCGCGCUGGGCCAGGUGGAAAGGCCUAUGCGAAGAGGCGAAGCGAUUGCGAGGGGCCUUCUUCGACGAUAUUACUGAAGACUUUGAGGCGAGAUAUCAUGCGGGGGAGCGGACUGGUUCGUUCCUGGAGAAGGUGCUUGAUCACCCCAAUCACUUCGACAUGACCAUCGAGGAAAUUAGGGGCAUGAGUCGCCUCCUGAUGGAUGGCGGAGUCGAGACGUCUGCGUCAUAUAUCCAGAACUUCAUCCUUGCUCUUGCAUGCCAUCCCGCUUGUCAGGACAAAGCACAGGCAGAGAUUGACCGAGUAAUCGGAGGAGAACGCAUUCCGACUCUGGAGGACUUUGACGAUUUGCCGUACCUUCGCGCUCUCAUCAAGGAGGUUCAUCGAUUUCGGCCUGUCCUUCCCGGCGCUGUACCUCAUAUGGCGGCCAGGGACAUUCGCUACAAGGAACAUCUCAUCCCGGAAGGCGCGAUCAUCGUCAUGAACACAUGGGGGAUUUUCCAUGAUGCGGAGGUAUUCGAGAACCCCGAUACUUUCGACCCCGAGAGGUAUAUCAAGUCGGAAUAUGGCGUCAAGGACGGUGCGAGUCCUGAUGGUCUCAGAGACACACUGCCGUUCGGCGCUGGGCGACGUAUCUGCCCCGGGGCUGAGAUGGGCCAGCGAACAAUCGCCAUCAACACCAUGAACCUACUCUGGGCGUUCAAGUUCACGGACAAGGCCGGGAAAUGUUCCAUGGACUUGGAGAACUACCAUGCUGGCGCGGAACUGUCGCCAAACGCGUUCUCCUGCGACAUCAAAGUGCGUGAUGCCAAACGGGCGAAGCUCAUCGAAGAAACCUACAUGUAUAUGACUGCUUGA